AUGGCAAAGAAUACUUUCACAAUGCGCCACCCUCACGGAGCUGUGAUGAACAAGACGCAGUGGGAUCGGCCCAGCUGGGACGAGGCUUCUGGCACAUCAGAUGUGUUUCAGUACAAGCCCACUGCUGCAGACCUGGAGGUUCGUCCUCAAGCCACCCCGGUCUCAACUGGCCGCCAGGAGUUAGACGACAUCUUCACGGGAGCAGCGAGGAGCUAUAAGUCCGAUGAGACCGUGGAUCUGCAAGGUGGCCUCCACGUGAUCGUUGAAUCAUGGGCCACCAGGUUGCACUGCCGUGCCGACAGGUUCGAGCAGCCAGAGGGCCACACAAAGUUCGCACAUCCCACCGCAGGCAUCAGCAGGCUUGCAUUUGCAUUGUACCAGCACAGCCCAUCCAGCAAUGAGCAAAAACUCACGUGGCAGGGCGAGGAUGAGAAGAAGGGCGAGGACUUGGACCCUUACGCUAACCUGGAGCCUGAGCUGAAGGUGCAUGCAGCUGCCUGCAACAAUGAUGUAAAGAUGCUGGAGAAGCUAGGGGAGGAGGGUAUCGAUUUCAACCAGCCCAGACCACAGGAUGGCUACUAUGCCCUAGAUGCCUGCGCCUGGUCUGGAAACGAAGAUGCUAUCAAGAUGUUGCUGCGGCACGGCGCAGACCCAGCGAUUACCCUUCAGGCUGUCGUGGGAGCAGCCUCCUGGGGAGAUCCUGAUCUCCUCAAGGUCCUGCUCGAUGCAGGUGGCCCUGUCGACCAGGAGCUUUCCAAUGAGACGGCUCUCCGCUGGGCUGUGCAGUACGGCCACGAGGACUGUGCAGCUCUGCUGGUGCAGAAGGGAGCAUGGAAGCUCGAAACCAACCAGGAGCUGGUGCUGCGAAGGGCGAAAGGAAGAAGAAUGCGGAAGCUUCUGGAGACUAUCGCCCAGGCAGCGCUGGCGGGCUCGGUGGCUAUGCUGCAGGGCGCCGCAGCUGCCGCAGCAGGGGCAGCGCCUGCCGAGCAAGGUGGCAUCACAGGCUUUUCGGCCUGGAUAUUGGCACUUGCACAAAGCCUCUUUGACGUCAGCACAGAUGAUGUAGUUCGUCGGCUGAAGUUGCUCUCGCCGUAUCCGGCUCCAGACAGGUCAACGGCCGAGGAGAUGCGGGCACGUCCUGACUUCUAUGGACCCUUCUGGAUCGCCACCACGGCCGUGCUUUUCCUAGCAGCCACAGGCAACUUCGCCAGGUUGGUCGAAUCGGAGCACCCCAGCCUCUUUAAGGCAGACUACAGCUUGGUGCCCCUCGCUGCAAGCAUUAUCUACGGGGGCUUGCUUGCGGUGCCGCUUUUAGCACGAGUGUCCGUGUUCUUCACAGAUGAAGAGGUCGGAAAUAUUGACUUCAAGCAGAUCGUUUGCGUGUGUGGGUAUGGAUUGGCUCCCUCGAUUCCAGUGUCCAUUCUAUGCAUUAUUCCAGUGUCCUUCCUUCGGUGGGUCUUCGUGCUUGGAGGGCUGGCCCUUUCGGUCUACUUCUUGAGGGCCAACUUGCUCAUGGACAUCUCAGUCAAGGUGCGAUGGCUUCAGUUGACGCUCAUCGUGUCUCCUGUGCUCCUGCAGGUUUUGGUCUUCUUCAUCUACAGGGUGCGGUUCUUUGCGGGCGCCCGGCAGUGA
This is a messenger RNA of Symbiodinium sp. CCMP2592, 1632 nucleotides long. The record is from the annotation of a GenBank genome assembly. NCBI's taxonomy places the organism in Eukaryota, Dinophyceae, Suessiales, Symbiodiniaceae.